Eufriesea mexicana is the source of this 6544-nucleotide messenger RNA. RefSeq names its product AT hook containing transcription factor 1 homolog (gene Elys). The transcript is spliced from 6 exons. The coding region runs from base 164 to 6544 and encodes 2126 amino acids. Lineage: Eukaryota; Metazoa; Arthropoda; Insecta; Hymenoptera; Apidae. The record is from RefSeq and is a predicted model, not a curated record.
UGAUACAUUGAAUGUACCUUAUCUAAGCUUGUGCCAAUCGUUAUUGUUGAUACGUAACAGGAUCAUUGGAAUUUGGCGGUAACAUAACCUUAUGGUGACCUUAGCAAAAAAGUUUAUAAAUGAUUCUUUCUUGUGCAGUUUAUUUUAAUAUAUUGUAUUAAAUAUGAAGGAAUUAGAAGAAGUUAGCUGUGAGAUACGCAAUGUUAUAGACAUCCAACACUCUAUAACAAAAUGUUUAAGUAAUGUAGAAAGAGAUGACGGUGGACCAUCAAAUGGUUCACAAAUAUAUAAUAGUUCUGAUGGUGUCUAUGGAGGCUUUUUAAAUGAUGCAACAUAUGCUUGGCUAAGUUAUGGUUGUCAUUUAGUAGUUCUUAAUGCAAAAACUGGUGAAAGUACCAGUUCGUGGACUUUUCGGGGAAAGAUUACAUGUGUUUGUCAAUUUCCUGUUCAAUGCGGAGAAUUACCAUUGCUUCUUGUUGGUUUAGAUAACGAAGCAACAAGAAUUAAAGAUUCUAUGGGUUUAUUAUGCAUCUUUGAUUGUACUUCCUCUCGUGUUUUAAGAGCUAUUAGAAUGCCAGCUGGUGUAGAACAAGUAUGUAUUGUAUCUGGUGGAACAGAAUGGGAAGAAUUUAAUGAUAAAAGACCAGACAAUAUUCUUAUGCAAAUGGAUGGUAUAGCUUGUGUAGUAUUACGCAAUCUUCAUCAUCUCAUGAUUGACCUUCAGAGGUCUACCUGGGAGGUAUCUGAUUUAUCUCUUAUAAUGGAUGAAAUUUCUCCAGCUGAGAUAGAGUUUUUAACAACAAAAGAUUCCUUCCAUAGAAAUAACAGCAAACAUAUGACUUGUAAUUUGCUAACUCAACGUAUUGAAAAACAUAUUGGUUUUAAUAGAGAAGAUUUUGAAUCUAAUGCUUUUUUAGAUGAAAAAUUAACAAAUAUUAUAAUCAGUUCAACGAAAAUCGGUUGUUUAAUAUCAGGAUGUCUAGGCAGAGUAAUAAUAUGGCAGAAUGAUGGCUCUGUGGGAUGGAUUAGCACACCUGUAGACGAAACUAUGAUUGUAACACAUUUAGCAUUAUUAGAACCAGCAGAUGACCCCAGGUCCUUUUACUAUUUAUGGGUUGUUUUUCAAGAUGACUCAUUUAGAGUUCCUCCUCUCUUAAGAAUGUUUGCCUUAUUAUUCAACCGAAAGUACUGUAAUAGGGGAACUAAUUUGUAUUUUAAUUUGGAAGCUGAGCCUAGCCUUAAGUUCGAAGUUGAAUUAGAUUCAAAAGAUAGAGUGGUUAGUUUAUCUACAAUUGAAAGAGGAAACAAUCUAGAUCAAACAGAGUCAGAAUGUAGAAAAGGUGAAGACAGUUUGAUUCUGAUUUCAACUACAAAUAGAACUUUGUUAUUCGACUUAAAUCAAUGGUAUAAGGAACAGAUGCCUCAAACCAUCAGCGAGUGCAAGAAUCCAAAUAGUAUCUUAGCCUGUUACAAUACAAAUCAUCAGCUCUGUAACUUGACCAACAAUGAGAUAAUAAGCUGUGCCUAUAUUUCUCGCACUUUGCAAGAGUUUCCCAAUAAUAGCUUAAGCUCAUCAGAAGAAUUAUUUUAUCCAAAUUCCUUAUCCCUAGAAUGGAUAGAAUUAAGUUUGGCAAAACUUACUUUUUGGUUUUCUAGAGGUGUCCAAGCUGAAUUACUUCGUGAAAUUGCCCUUACAGGACCUAUUAUACUAACACAACCUUCUGAAAUGUUUCACAAGUGUCUUUCCGUCGGUUUAGUACCUUUCAACACAGAAGUUUCCUUUUCUAGUGAUCAUAAUACUCAAAGGGAUAUGUUAUUGUCACUUUGCCUGGAGCAACGUUGGGCGACUUUCUUAAUUAGAUGUGCCAAAGAAUGGUCAGAUGGAAGUGCUGCUUACAUGUACCCAAACUUUUUAAAAUGGGGAAUACAGCGUGCAUCUUCUAUAAAAAUGAUUGCUGAUCACUUAUGUAUUCCUUUAUUUGAUCAAUCAGGUAAUAACAUAGGAGAAUCUGAAGUAAAAACACUGAGAUUUUGUCAUCAUCAAUUGGAGUGCCUAUCCAAUGUAGUAGCUAAACUACCUUUUGAAACAAGUAGUUUAAUCAAGCAACGAAGGGCAUUAAAGCGAGUAUCCAUGUACUUUCAAGUACUUCUAUGGUUUUAUGACGUGGGUUUGUUGCCUGAAUCGCAGAAUUUAGAGGAAGGUCCUCUACCUAUUUCCCUUGCUUUAAAGAUUCCAUAUCCAUACGAAAAACUAUUCGCCAUAUAUAAAGAGAAACGAGAAUCGAUUAAGGAUAAUAAUCUAAAAGAUGAAAAUGAAAAAGUACUCUUCAUUGACGAACUAAUCACUCGAGAGUGUCCUGCUUUAAAUUUGCAGUGGGAAAGAGAAGCUGGAGAUGUGAUUACAAAUGGUUAUUAUCCUCCACCUUCUUUGCAAUCAUUACUACGAAGUUACUUAACUGAUUGUGGUCAAAUAGAGUCAAAUGAAAUAAAAUAUAAGCAUCAGAUCACUAUAUACCUUUUGAUGGACUUAGCUAUGCUGUUACAAGGAUCUUAUCCUGGAGUUGAUCAAUUGAUCAAAUAUCCUUCCUCUUUUAAGAUGAGUCCAAGUCUCAUAAAACUUACUCAAGCAUUCUGGCUACUUGAUCAUGAAGAUUAUCAUGGCUUUUUGGAUAUGAUAACAGGUCAAUUAGUCAGUGAUUCUGAUGUCAAAGAUUGGUAUCAUAAACUUGUGCUAAGAACAUUGAUAAGAAACAGCCAGCACAAGCUUGCUUUGAUGUAUUUACGUAUAAAGAAACCACCUUUGUCAUCCAUUCAAGAACAGAGUACAUUAAUAACUUUAUCAGUAGAGCAUGGGUUAGUUCAAUCUGCUUUUCACCACAGACCUCGGUCGCAUUAUACGCAAAUAUUAAUGUGCUUUUUUCAUGCCUGUAAAAAUUAUGACAAACUUGGUGAUAUUUUACAUUUGGCUCUUGAUUCUGAGGAGGAGGAAAUGUUUGUCAAAUUUUUAGAAGAUUCCAAGUCUGAAGACAUAAAAUUAUUAUAUUAUUUGCAACGGUGUCGUUACAUGGAAGUUAAUAGCAAAAACUCGACUACUUGGUUCAAUGCCAUUGCCUCAAAAAAUACACAUGUUGAUAUAUUAAAUGCUUACAAUGCAACUUUACCAGAUGUGGUGAAACGAUUUUCUAUGAGCAUAAAUAAAAUGAACUUAGAUACAGAUCUAGAGUCCAGAUAUCCUAGACCCAUGACUUACAAUAAAAAUCUUCAGAGAACCACAAAUAUUUAUGAAACAGUCAUUAAGAAAGCAAGAGAGACCUAUCUUAGAGGGGAGAAGUCUGGGAUACCUUUUGUUACUGCUCCUUGCGCCACGUUAAAAUUAAGUAAUGAUAAAAUCAACAUAAGUUGUGUAAUGUCCCCUGAAGUAGUGGAGAAGAGUAGAAAACGCACCUUAGAAGAAAUUACACAUGAUGAAGAGAAUAGUGACUUAAAAACACUAGACAAAACAAAACGUAGAAAGUUGCUGGAUGAUGGUGAAUCAGUCUUGAAUGCUGCAUUUAGUACUCCUUUGGUAAAACGAAAAAUAUCAAACAAUCGGGAUACUCCAAUUGAAACUCCUCAUUCUAUUUUAAAAAUUCGACAACUCAUAAGAAAUUCAACAUCUCCUGUUGGUAAUCUACAGGUAGAAAUCAUGGACAAUUCAGUAUUGGAUAGAGAGCGUAAAAUUCCUCGACAGAUACGAUUUAAUAUUAAUCAAUCAAAAAACAAUAGUUCUCUUGACGAGGUUAAUGGGGGAGAAGAUUUCUCUAAACUUAAUGAUUCUGAAGAAAGCAAAGAAGUGUUCAUAAGUCCAGUGGUGAGCGAAAAGUCUUUGACUGAGAGUGCAGUCUUAUCGGAUAGCAGUUAUACUUGUAAAAACGUGUACACUGCUCGACCUAGACCGAGUCUUAGAAGAAGUCAUUUACAAACGUCUACAGAAUCUAUGAAUGAAUCUUUGACCAAAUGUUCAAGAAGUUAUAUAAAUUCACAUUUGAGUACAUCUUCAGGCAAUACAUUGCAUAACUGCUUAUCAAAGGAUAUACCACAAGUGUCUACAAGAUUUAUUUCUACAUCAUCUUCUUCUGUUUAUUCUCCUGCGAUACUUUCUCCAGAUAGUAGUUUUGAAACUAACAUUUCUUUAAGAAAGUUCAAUGAGAGCAACCUUCAGUGCUCAUUGAAAAUACCUAAACAACAAGAUAGUAAUUAUAAUUGUGUCUUUGCGUCGACUCCUAUGAUAAAGAAUUCUGUUCCUGAGGAAUCACAACACAGUUCAAAGGAAUCAGUUGACAAGGAUAUUGAAGAGGACAUAAUUCCAGAAGUGCUUUGUAAUGAGGAACAGAAGUUUUUGGAAAGUAUAAAACAAUCAAAUAAUUUAGAACUUUGUAAUAGUAAAAAAUUAACAGAGAAUAUGGAAAGUAAGUACAGAAAUGGAGAUCUUUCAAAGAUUAAAACUUUGGAAGAUAGUAGUAAAGGCCAUAAAAGCAAUGAAAAAGAAUUUAAAGAUUUUCCAAACAUAAUGAAUAACUUAAGUUAUUUGGAAAGCAAAGAACAAUACCAUUGGUCAUUUUGUGAGGAUCAAUAUAAUAAAUUUGAGCAUAAUGUUGAAAAACAUGUAAAUUCGCAAAAUACCGAGCAUUUUGAUAUUACUGACGAUGAAUCUUCACACAGUGGCGAUGAGGCAGUUUUAGUAUUCGAUAAAAUAGAGAGCAAAGAAAAACAGGAGUUAGAAACAGUACCCAUGGUUGUAGAUAACAUCUAUGAUGCUUCAAAUAUUACAGAUGAUGAAUCAGAUUCUAGUGUAGAAGUAAUAGAUGAUGUGGAAAGGAUUGCAGGUUCAGGUAGACGAGACAGUACAGAUAACCAAUCCAGGUUGCUCAUACUGCAGAAAGAAAUUUCGCAGAAAUAUAAAACAAAAGAAAAGUCAAUACAACUUGAUAAUAAUAAUUCUAGUUACAAAAAAGCGCGAAAAAAUUCAGUCCAUAAUUUAUCAGAGUGUACAGAGCAAAAGGAUAUUGUUAAUACUUCUAGUUUAGAUUCUGAAUCCUAUGAAGUUGCACCUAGGAUAACUAGAUCACGAAGAGCUUCCUCCACAACAAAAGAAAUCAAUACAUCUCCUUUAAAUUCACCUUCUAAGACUACAGCAAAAAUAUCACGAUCGAGACGAGCUAGUUCACUCGUAAAAGAAGUGUUAAUUGGAUCUGUGUCAGCUGUAGAUGAAACUAUCAAGAGGGCAGCUUCUUCUGGGUCAGAAGGAUCACCCGGGACUUCAUCUCCAAGGAAAAAUAGGGGUAAAAGAGCAUCUUCUAUAACCAAGGAUAUAUCUAUAGAGGCAGAAAGCAAAGAAGCUAAAAUUCCAGUAAGGAGAACUACCAGACGUUCUGUUUCAGUGCAAAAAGAGCUACCAGAACCUGUAACUGAACCUGUAGUUAAACCUUUGGUAAAAAAUAGUAAAUUGUCUAUAACAGAUUUAACAAUAAAAGAUAAUGAGACAAAGGUUCAAAUAGAAACUAAAGCUUUGAAAACAAAACAGUUUUCUGGAGGAACAAGAAAAUCGAGUACAAUUUUAACCAAGUCAACAAAAGAAUUUGAAACAAGUGAACAAGAGAUGAAAGAAAUGAAACCUGUUGAACCUCCAAGAAAACGUGGUAGUUCGAUGCCGAAGGAAUCAAUUAGUAUAGUAAGGACUCGAAGAUCUAGUAGCGUAGCUAAGGAAAUUAUUUCAGAGGAGUCUGAAUCACUACUAGAAACAAUAAAGGGGCAGGUAGAACAUAUAAUAGGUAGUCCAGCUGUAAACACACGUAGUCGUAGAUCAUCGAUACAAUCGAUACCAGAAGAACUUGAAGAAAUUUUAAGCGUUCCGUUAAAAGAGAGAGUCUCCACUGCAAGUAAUAAAACGCAGACUGCACAGAACUCUCGUCAGAGAAGAGCAGUAAGUGUUGAAUUAUCUCAAAUCGAGACAAGAAGGAAACUCAGAAGUACUCGUAACAAAGGAUUCUUUGAGGAAACAAUAAUAGAGGAAGCGGUAGGAACAGCGAGUUCAGUAGACAAUUCUGAUCUUAAAAAAGUUUCUACAAAGAGAAAACAUAUUUCUUCUGAAACUUCUGGUCAAGAAGCAGAGAAAGUGAUACCAAAACCGAGAAGAAAUCGUAAACCUACGAAGCAAGAUACUAAAAAUAAGGAAAUUAAUCAAUUUUCGUUUUCGCAACCAGAAAAAAUGGAUAAUCUACCAUUGGACGAGAAAGCCAUUGGAGAAGUUCCAAAAUAUAUGUUUUCACCCCCUCAGACCAGGUCAAAGACUAUGGCUGCUGAUCAUCGUAGGAAAAUAAGUAGUUUCAUUCCAGUCUUGAGAGAGGAUGAGAAAGAAGAAGAAGUAGAGGAUGGAAAAGAAACACAAACUAUUCAACAGAGAACCACAGAAGUGAUAAAACCAGGCCAUUAUAUUCGUGAAACAGUAAAUCGCUGUAGAAUGAAGUUUGUAUUACCUAAGCAGUCAAAAAGUACGACAAAUUAA